CGCUACGCCAUCAUCGGGACGGGGUCUUUUUCGCGCUCUGGCUCUUUGUUAGCUAUCCUGUGGCCUGUCCCAAACGCUCAUCUCUGCCCCUCGCUGCCCCUGCGUGUCGCGCUUCUUGCAUAUCUCCCGCCAAGGCCUCCGCACCGAGCGAAACGACGCGCGCCUCCAGCUUUAUGCACCCCAGCCACACCCAGCCAUGCAGCCUAAGCCGCUCACGGAACUCACCCCGCUGCAACAGCGCCUGCACGCGAUUAUAUGGCAGUGCCUCGAUCUCGACCUCAUCAAGUCCGCCGUGUUCUACGCGGAGCGCUACAUCUCGCUCGAGGCCGAGAACCACGACGCACGACACCUUUAUACCACCGUCCUCCUGCGCGCCGGCCAGCCGUAUUCUGCGCUUUGCGUCGUGAAUUCCCCGAAAGAGCGCGCGUGCCCGGGGUGCGCGGAGCUGAAAGCGAAGUGCUAUAGCGAGUUGGGACAGCACAGGCAAGCGCGCGAGGCGCUGGAGGAUGCGAUCGCGGAUCCGGAGUAUGUACGGACAGCGUCCUCGGUGUCGCGUCUCGUACCCCACACGUUCCCCGACGAAGCCACGCUCAGAUGUCGCGCCGGCACGUCCGCGCUGAAGGGCAACCAACACGAUCGAGCCGCCAUGUAUUUCCGCGAAUCCCUGCAACUGAACCCCAUGAUAUGGGAAGCCUUUGAGGGCCUUUGCGCGCUCGGCAAAGUCCCCGAACUGGACGUGAUAUUCCCUCACAGGCCGCUACCGGUGAAACGCUCACAGCCGGAGGAGAUCCCAGCCGCCCAAACCAUGCCGAUAGCCACUGGAGUUGGCUUCUUCACUCCCGACAACAAUACCAAGCCAAAUGGCUUCGCAAAUUGGAGAGCUGGCUUCGGCCAGCCUCACCCAUUUCGAAUGGGCCCACCUGCGGGCCCGCGAGAUUCCAUAGCCACCAACGACUCCUCCUUCUACCCCGAAAACUCAUUCGCCCAAAUCAACCGACCCAUCCGCCCUCUCCCCUCAUCACAACUACAGCCCCCAUCCAACAACCCCGCCCCUGGCGUUCCAGGAAUCGCACGACCUCUGUCCUCCGCAGACGAGACCGGCCCCGUCCAGAAGAAGCUGCGCCACACCGGGCGCGCCGACCUGAAGAAGGCCGGAAAGUCGAACGAGGAGCCGCCCGCACCGAAAAAGGCACGCUCACGCGCUGGCUCCGUGAUCGCUGACGUCCUCUUACCGGGACGCAAACCGCAGGCGUCGACCUCCCGGGUCACGAAGGUCACCUCGCAGGCGUCGCAGAUCCCGCCACCCGCGCCCACGCGGCGGAGUACGAGGCUGCUGAGUGGGGCGAAUAAGCCGCCGUCGAAGACUGCAGCGACACGGACGAGACGACAGCCGACGACGCAGCACGCACGGACGCAGUCAACCGACACGGAGCAAGAGACAGACCAUGCUGUGCCACCCGCUCAGUCACCGUCCUCGCCACGUUCAGCGGCCUCGCCAGGGCCUGAAGCUUGGACACAAGCGCAGGAGCGAGCCGCGCAAGAGGCUUACGAGCAAGAAUGCGCAGACUUCGAGUUGUACAACCUCAUGAGGAUGUUCGCGCGAGCUGCGCGCGCACUUGCGAAGUAUGACUGCGUGGCCGCGGUCGCUGCGCUGGACGAGAUACCCACUGCGCACCAAAACUCACCGUGGGUGCUUUCCAUGGCGGGCAAGGCGCAUUACGAGCGACAGAAUUACGCUGCAGCAGAACGCGCGUUCGGGGCAGUACGUACGCUGGAGCCCUACCGGUUGUGGGACAUGGAGAUAUACUCGUCGCUGCUCUGGAACGUCCGGAAAGCGGAGGAGCUGUCGUACCUAGCGCAGGAGCUCCUCAACAUCAACCCGCAUGCACCUCAAGGCUGGUUAGCCGCUGGGAAUCUCUUCUCGCUGCAACGGGACCGGGCAAAAGCCCUGGCGUGCUUUCGACGGGCGUUCCAACUUGACCCCAGUUGCGCUUACGCGUACACGCUCAGUGGGCAGGAGUUGCUGGAUGAGGAUGCUGACCGAGCUAUCAACUUCUUCCAAUCCGCUCUUCGCGUCGACGCACGACACUACAACGCUUGGUAUGGCCUCGGGACGUGCUAUAUGCGCAUGAGCAAGAUACGGAUGGCAGAAUUUCAUUUUCGGAAGGCGGUCGAGAUCAACCCGAAGAACGCUGUUUUGCUAGGCUGCCUGGGAAUGGCGGUAGAGCGACGGAACGAUCGCCCCGGGGGCCUCAAGCUGUUCAAUGAGGCCGUGGAGCUGCAGCCUGAUAAUGCGCUCGUGCGCUAUCGGCGGGCGAAGAUAUACAUUGCAAUGCGGCGGUACGAGGAUGCGAUCAGCGACCUGGAGUUCCUCCGCAACACGUCGCCGGAGGAGGCGAAUGUGGUGUUCCAGCUCGCGAAGGCUUAUCGGCUGGCGGGGCAGGAGGUGAAGGCGCUGCAUAUGGUCGCCGUCGCGCGGGAUAUCGCGCCGAAGAGCGUCAACCGGAUUCGGAAGCUGCUGGAGCUCAACAAGGACGAGGAUGAGGACAACCGGAUGGACGAGGGCUGAGGGGGGCGCACGACCGGCCAAGGACGAGUGACAGUGACUGACCCGCGACUGGUCUCGGGGGCUUUUCCCACAUCUUCUUACUAGUGUAUACUGUGGGUGGUGGUGCAAUAAGCAGCGCCGGCACCAUCUCUGCUGCAUAAUGAGUCAAUGGGGCGUGGAAGGAAGCAAAGCGAGGAAGGAAGGGGCCGAAUACUGGCCGCGAAGCAGGCCGUAAGU
Messenger RNA from Schizophyllum commune H4-8, 2785 nucleotides. Its product is annotated as TPR-like protein. The transcript has 9 exons. The record is from RefSeq and is a predicted model, not a curated record. Gene Ontology annotation, molecular function: protein binding. Gene Ontology annotation, biological process: cell division. Bases 197 to 2569 code for a protein of 790 amino acids. Lineage: Eukaryota; Fungi; Basidiomycota; Agaricomycetes; Agaricales; Schizophyllaceae.